AUGAUUAGUGAGUUGGAGGAGUUAAAAGAUUCUGAUGAGGAGAACGCGAUAUCUUAUGAACAACGCGACAAAAAAAGAAAAAACGUUGAUAAGCAAGGACCCAAUAAAAGGGUUGCUGAAGAAAUGGUUACGGUCACAACAGAAGUCGUAGACAUAUAUGAAUUAAUAAAACAAGUGAUUCAUCAAUUCAAUAGAUUUCUCCGCAAAAGCUGUUACGAUUCGGAACUUUAUCAUGUCCUAGUCGACUUUCUAGGUAUAAAAGGAUAUGAAGUAAUAGGACAGUACCACAUAUUAAAUAAGAAUGGCAAUCAUAAGUACGCUGAUAUAGUAAUAAAGUCGUCUAAUUCGACCAUUGUCUUGGAACUGUCGGCAACAGCAAGAAAGAAGGACCUUAACGAACAUUUUACUAGAGCUCUAAAUUAUUCAAAAUUGCUCUCGGCAAGUGAAGUGUGGCUAAUUCAUUUCACGUGUGAAGAUAAUUAUACCAAGAAUCCUCAUUGGCCUGCAGAUUGGAAACUCAAAAAAGGUCUUCGUGUUGUUCAUUUUUGUCACGACUGGGAUUUUUGA
Molecule: messenger RNA, 567 nt
Organism: Racocetra fulgida
Lineage: Eukaryota; Fungi; Glomeromycota; Glomeromycetes; Diversisporales; Gigasporaceae
Source: the annotation of a GenBank genome assembly